This is a messenger RNA of Prorocentrum cordatum, 153 nucleotides long. Lineage: Eukaryota; Dinophyceae; Prorocentrales; Prorocentraceae. The record is from the annotation of a GenBank genome assembly.
GGGGGGCGACUUCCGCUUCGCCGAAUGCGUCAAGACCGAGCUGGAGUCCAGGGAGACCAGCUCCAAGCACAAGGACCAAUGGUUCAAUUGGGAUCGUCUGCUGGCCGAGUGCGGCUGGUCGGAGGAGAAUAAGGCCACUCCGACUGGCGAGAG